GGAUCAGGUCAUGGUGUUGCCAUCUAGCAAUGUCCCAGAUUCUAUUAUUCUAAAAACUGCUUUAUAAAAGCCAUGGUUGGGGUCACCUUUGUCUUGUAAGAACUGGCCAUUAGGGGAGACGUCGUGAACCCGUGGUACGUGUCCUGUAUCUUUUGCUUCAUAGGAUAAAACAAGCUUAAAUCGAGUUUUGAGUUCGGAUUCGGAGAUUGCAAAUGUACCACCAUCAUCAACAACAAGGCAAGAUCACGCAGGCUUCUUUGAGAAUGGCGAUUCCAGAGAGGCAUUUGUUACUGCAAGGUGGAAAUGGCACCGGAGAUUCGGGUCUUGUCCUCUCGACCGAUGCGAAGCCGAGACUUAAGUGGACGCCUGAUCUCCAUGAACGCUUCAUUGAAGCUGUCAAUCAGCUCGGAGGAGCAGACAAGGCUACUCCCAAAACAGUAUUGAAAUUAAUGGGGAUUCCUGGCCUUACUUUAUACCAUCUCAAGAGUCACCUUCAGAAGUACAGGCUCAGUAAAAAUCCCCAUGGGCAAGUUAAUAGUGGCAGUAACAGAAUAGGUGCGGUGGCAAUGGCAGCAGUAGACAAAAUGUCUGAGGCAAAUGGGAUUCAAAUGAAUAACUUAACUGUUGGACCUCAAACAAACAAAGGCUUACAGAUUGGCAAAGCACUGCAAAUGCAAAUCGAAGUCCAGAGACAACUGCACGAACAGCUCGAGGUGCAGCGACAUUUACAGCUUCGGAUCGAGGCUCAAGGGAAGUACUUACAGUCAGUGUUGGAGAAAGCUCAAGAGACUCUUGGAAGACAAAAUCCGGGUUCUAUUGGACACGAAGUUGAAGCAGCCAAAGUACAAUUAUCCGAGCUGGUGUCUAAAGUGUCUAACCAAUACUUGAAUCCAACACUUUUGGAUUUGAAAGAUUUGCAGGGCUUAUGCCACACGAAAACACAGACAAAUCCGCCGGCGGAUUGUUCGAUCGACAGUUGUUUGACCUCCAUAGAAGGAUCUCAGAAAGAAUACGAAAUACACAACAAUGGGAUUUGCUUAAGACCAUACAAUCUUAUAGCAGAAGAUCCAUGGUUGCGGCAAACCGAGCUGAAGCUGUCCGAAGAAAUAAAGGAGACCAAAAUCGUUCAAUCUUCAAUAGGCAAAAUUGCAGAAAAAAACAUGCUUUUUGCAGAUAGAAGCUCCAGUGGCAGUGAUUUGUCGAUGACGGUAGGAUUACAAGGAGAGAAAAGUAACGGCUUCAACAACAACAACAACAACAACAUAAAUGGAGAAGAUGGACUCCAUUACUUUGCAACAAAGCUUGAUUUAAAUGUUGAGGAAGAAAAUGACGUAGCUUCCAGGUGUAAAGAGUUCGAUCUGAAUGGUCUCAGCUGGAGCUGAAAAGAUUUGUUGAGCUUUUCAUGACCAGAUAUGAGUGAAGAAGGCGAAGUUGAUUAUAUUUAUAAUAGAAUUUGGAUUAAACAUGGUGAAGGAAUGCUGCUGAUUGUGAUUCAGGUUCAGACCAAAAUCCAUUCGAUCUUGUACUUGAAUAACUUGCAACAACUACAUAAACAUUAUACAUAUUUCCAGCAACGCGAUGCAGUUUUGUUU
Messenger RNA from Hibiscus syriacus, 1592 nucleotides. Its product is annotated as myb-related protein 2-like. Gene Ontology annotation, molecular function: DNA-binding transcription factor activity; DNA binding. Lineage: Eukaryota; Viridiplantae; Streptophyta; Magnoliopsida; Malvales; Malvaceae. The transcript has 5 exons. The record is from RefSeq and is a predicted model, not a curated record. The coding region runs from base 213 to 1382 and encodes 389 amino acids.